GAGGACGUGGAGCCGCUGCUCCACACACACACACACGCGCACACACACGGCGACACUCACUCUGUCACUCAGUCACUCACGCCGGGACUGACUUUGGAUUUUUACCGGAGGAUUUUUCGGUGGGAAACUCUGGAGCGACGUUCGCGAGGAGACAGUGCCGGAAAAACACUAGUUUAAACCCGGUUCUGACGAAGGAAUGGCGGACCGGGACCCGGCGCCGCUUCCUGCAGAGGUUCGGGCCAAACUAGCCGAACUGGAGCUGGAGUUAUCCGAGGGUGAUAUCACACAGAAAGGUUAUGAGAAGAAGAGAUCCAAGCUGAUCGGAGCCUUCUUCCCUCAGUCACCAGGAAUGGAUCCGCCCAUGGGUCAGGAGAGGAGACCGCCCGUCACCCCGUCCUCGUCCUCACGCUACCACCGCCGGCGCUCUUCAGGCUCCAGAGACGAACGCUACAGAUCUGAUGUUCACACAGAGGCCGUGCAGGCGGCGCUCGCCAAACACAAAGAGAGGAAGAUGGCCGUGCCCAUGCCGUCCAAACGGCGCUCCCUGGUGGUCCAGACCUCCAUGGAAGCCUACACACCACCAGACACUUCCUCAGGCUCGGAGGGCGAAGGUCAGGGCGACGGCGAUGAAGGAGAAGACGGUGAAGAAGAGGACGGAGGCGGCGGCGGUGGAGGAGGAGGCGGGACCUCGUCCAGUCGAGAAGGAAGCAUCAGAAUGGAGCACUGGAUCAGCCGGGCCAUGCACGGUACCUCCUCCACCACCACCUCUUCCACCGCCUCGUCCUCCUCCUCCUCCACGCGCAGUGGAGGCAGUGGAGCGGCCGCCGGCAGGUUAGCCGACGCCCUGGCGCAGCAUGUCCACAUCUCCGCCCACCAUCACCACCGCCAACGGCAACGCCACCAUCACCACCACAAGACAGAGAACCACUCUGCUCCUCCGGACGUCACCGGUUACACCAACAACACGACCAGCACCACCGGAACCAACGCUGCUGACGGGAUCCAGGCGGAGCGAGUCCCCGGCGCCCAGACCGCGGCCCAGAGACAGACGCCCAAGUACGGCAACGCCGAGCUGAUGGAGACCGGAGACGGUGUUCCAGUCAGCAGCAGAGUUUCAGCCAAAAUCCAGCAGCUCGUCAACACGCUGAAGAGACCCAAGCGACCGCCGCUGCGAGAGUUCUUUGUCGACGACUUCGAGGAACUCCUGGAGGUCCAGCAGCCGGACCCGAACCAGCCCAAGUCGGAGGGCACUCAGAUGGUGGCCCUGCGAGGCGAGCAGCUGGGCGUGGUCACUAACUGGCCUCCAUCCCUGGAGGCGGCCCUGCAGAGGUGGGGCACCAUCUCCCCUAAGGCCCCCUGUCUCACCACCAUGGACACCAACGGGAAAACAGUCUACGUGCUGACCUACGGAAAACUGUGGUCCAGGAGUGUGAAGGUGGCCUACAACCUGCUGCACAGACUGGGAACCAAACAGGAACCACUGGUCAGACCUGGAGACCGGGUGGCGCUUGUGUUCCCAAACAAUGACCCCGCUGCGUUCAUGGCCGCUUUCUACGGCUGCCUGCUGGCUGAGGUCGUACCUGUGCCAAUAGAAGUUCCUCUGACCAGGAAGGACGCCGGCAGUCAACAGAUUGGCUUCCUGCUGGGCAGCUGCGGCGUGACAGUGGCUCUGACCAGUGACGUCUGUCACAAAGGAUUACCCAAGAGUCCCACAGGAGACAUCCCACAGUUCAAAGGCUGGCCCAAGGUGCUGUGGUUUGUCGCUGAAUCCAAACACCUCUCCAAACCAUCGCGGGACUGGUUCCCACACAUCAAGGACGCCAACCAGGACACUGCCUACAUUGAGUAUAAAACCUGUAAGGACGGCAGCGUCCUCGGCGUCACAGUGAUGAGGAUAUCCAUGCUCACGCACUGUCAGGUGCUCACACAGUCAUGCUCUUACACAGAAGCUGAGACCAUAGUGAAUGUGUUAGACUUGAAGAAGGACGUGGGACUGUGGCAUGCUGUCCUCACAAGUGUGAUGAACAUGAUGCAUGUCAUCAGUAUUCCUUACGCUCUCAUGAAAGUCAACCCUCUGUCCUGGAUCCAAAAAGUCUGUCAGUUCAAAGCUAAGGUAGCGUGUGUGAAGUCUCGGGACAUGCACUGGGCUCUAGUCGCUCACCGGGACCAGAGAGACGUCAACCUGAGCUCACUGAGGAUGCUGGUGGUGGCUGAUGGUUCAAAUCCCUGGUCCAUUUCGUCCUGCGACGCUUUCCUCAACGUCUUCCAGACCAAAGGUUUGAAGCCGGAGGUCAUCUGUCCGUGUGCCAGCUCCCCCGAGGCCCUCACUGUAGCUAUCAAGAGGCCGUCAGAGGAAGGCAGCACUCCUCCAGGUCGCGGCGUGUUGUCCAUGCAGGGUCUGAGUCACGGUGUCAUCCGGGUUGACUCAGAGGAGAAGCUGUCCGUCCUGACGCUGCAGGACGUCGGCACCGUCAUGCCUGGAGGUUUGAUGUGUGUGGUCAAACCUGAAGGUGUCCCUCUGCUCUGUAAAACUGACGAGAUCGGGGAGUUGUGCGUCUGCACCGUCGCCACGGGAACCUCAUAUUUUGGUCUGGCUGGCAUGACCAAGAACACGUUCGAGGUUUUCCCGAUGUCGCACAGCGGCGCCCCCUUCAGCGAGUUUCCCUUCACCAGGACGGGUCUGCUGGGUUUUAUCGGACCCGCUGGUUUGAUCUUUGUCGCGGGGAAGAUGGACGGUCUGAUGGUGGUCGGCGGGCGCCGGCACAAUGCCGACGACAUCGUUGCCACAGCGCUCGCUGUGGAGCCGAUGAAGUUUGUCUACAGGGGCAGGAUAGCAGUGUUCUCCAUCACAGUUCUCCACGACGAGCGGAUUGUUGUCGUUGCUGAGCAGCGUCCAGAUUCCACUGAGGAGGAUAGUUUCCAGUGGAUGAGCCGAGUACUGCAGGCGAUCGACAGCAUCCACCAGGUGGGCGUGUACUGCCUGGCUCUGGUUCCCUCCAACACUCUGCCCAAGACUCCGCUGGGCGGCAUCCACCUGUCAGAGACCAAGCAGCUGUUCCUGGAGGGGGCGCUGCACCCCUGUAACGUGCUCAUGUGUCCGCACACGUGCGUCACCAACUUGCCCAAACCACGGCAGAAGCAGCCAGAGAUCGGUCCCGCGUCUGUGAUGGUCGGUAAUCUGGUGUCAGGGAAGAGGAUUGCUCAGGCCAGCGGUCAAGAUCUGGGUCAGAUCGAAGACAACGACCAGUUCCUCUUCCUGUCUGAGGUUUUACAGUGGAGAGCUCAGACCACACCGGACCAUGUCCUGUACACACUGAUCAACUCCAGAGGAACCAUAGCUAGCACUCUGACGUGCGUCCAGCUACAUAAGCGAGCAGAGAAGAUCGCCGCCAUGUUGGCUGAACGGGGCCACCUGCAGGACGGAGACCACGUCGCACUGGUUUAUCCUCCAGGCAUGGACCUCAUCGCGGCAUUUUACGGCUGCCUGUACGCCGGCUGCGUGCCGAUCACGGUGCGACCUCCUCACCUGCAGAACAUCACCACCACGCUGCCCACCGUCAAGAUGAUCGUGGAGGUCAGCCGCUCAGUGUGUGUGAUGACCACACAGCUCAUCUCUAAACUGCUGAGGUCAAAGGAAGCUUCAGCGACUGUCGACGUCCGGACCUGGCCUCCUGUCCUGGACACAGACGAUUUGCCAAAGAAAAAACCUCCACCGCUUUAUAAACCGUCUGAUCCUGAUACUCUGGCCUACCUGGACUUUAGUGUCUCCACCACAGGCAUGCUGGCUGGAGUCAAGAUGUCUCACACAGCCACCAGUGCCUUCUGUCGCUCCAUAAAGCUGCAGUGUGAGCUUUACCCGUCCAGAGAGGUCGCCAUCUGCCUGGACCCGUACUGUGGCCUGGGCUUCGUCCUCUGGUGCUUAUGCAGUGUGUACUCAGGUCAUCAGUCCAUCCUGAUCCCUCCGUCAGAGCUGGAGGUGAACCCGGCUCUGUGGCUGUCGUCCGUCAGUCAGUACAAAGUACGGGACACCUUCUGCUCCUACAGCGUCAUGGAGCUGUGCACCAAAGGCCUGGGCCUGCAGACCGACUCGCUCAAGUCCAGAGGCGUGGACUUGUCCCGCGUGAGGACGUGCGUGGUCGUGGCAGAGGAGCGUCCUAGGAUUGCGCUUACGCAAUCCUUCUCCAAACUCUUCAAGGACCUGGGUCUGCACCCUCGAGCAGUCAGCACGUCGUUCGGCUGCAGGGUGAACCUGGCCAUCUGUCUGCAGCCUCACAGGCUGGGAAAGCUUGCCGAGCAGGGAACGUCGGGACCUGACCCCACCACCGUCUUCGUGGACAUGAGAGCGCUGCGACACGACAGAGUCAGACUCGUAGAGAGAGGAUCACCACACAGUCUGUCACUCAUGGAAUCUGGGAAGAUUCUUCCUGGAGUCAGAAUCAUUAUCGCAAACCCAGAGACUAAAGGACCAAUGGGAGAAUCACAUCUGGGAGAGAUCUGGGUCCACAGUGGUCAUAACUGCAGUGGCUACUUCAGAGUGUACGGGGACGAGGUUCUGCAGUCAGACCACUUCAGCUCCAGACUUAGCUUUGGAGACACACAGAGUGUCUGGGCCAGGACCGGAUAUCUGGGCUUCCUGCGCAGAACUGAACUCACUGAUGCUAGCGGAGAGCGUCAUGAUGCUCUGUAUGUGGUUGGAGCUCUAGAGGAAACCAUGGAGCUCAGAGGAAUGAGAUAUCAUCCCAUCGACAUCGAGACGUCCGUCAUCAGGACUCACAAGAGCAUCACUGAGUGCGCCGUCUUCACUUGGACAAACCUGCUGGUGGUGGUGGUGGAGUUGGAUGGUUCUGAACACGAGGCGCUGGACCUGGUCCCGCUCGUCACUAACGUGGUCCUGGAGGAGCAUUACCUCAUCGUGGGCGUGGUCGUGGUCGUUGACAUCGGCAUUAUCCCGAUCAACUCCCGCGGCGAGAAGCAGCGCAUGCACCUGCGCGACGGCUUCCUGGCCGACCAGCUGGACCCCAUCUACGUGGCCUACAACAUGUAGCGCCCCCUGGUGGCAAAGCCUGACGAGGAUCACGAGACUGAGGAGAUUAUAAUCUGAUAAUCUGAGGCUGCAUUCUUUCUGACGCUGGCGGAGGAAAUAGAUAUUUUUUUACCCUGGAUUUUGUCUCUCAGGCGACACGAGGCUCCGUGUCAUGACAGUCAAGGUCGUGUUCAGGUCGGGUUUUUUAACGAAAGACUGAGAGGAAAAAGAAAGUAUGACGAGGACCGACGAAGACAGACAAGGACGGAAGAGGACGAGGAGGACGGACGAAGACAGACGAGGACAGAAGAGGACAGACGAGAACACCAAGGAAAGACGAUUUACACGACAACAUAAACUGUGGUAACCAUGGUUAGGUUAUUUUUUUACAUGGUAUCAACCAUCAACGUGAAAAAGGGGCGGGGUCAAGUUACGUUUUCCCGAAGAGGUACUAACCGUGUUAGCUCUUUUCUUUUUGUAUUUUUAAAUAUCAGUUUUUUUUUUUAAUUCAAACGUUAAUUUCUGAACACUUUGUUCUGUCUCAGCGAGCUAACAGCUAAUGGCUAACGUUAACGUUUAUUAACGCUCAUAUCAUGUAAUUAUGUACAAAAAGAAACUGAUUUAAUUUAUUUUGUCUCUUUUAGAAAAAGUAUAUGAAUGUUCAAGAAUGUUAUUUUUGCUCUUGGAUAAUUUGCUAAUAUAAAAACAGGAAAAAACAAACAAACACUAAAAGCGUCAUAUUAUCACGAGAGAUCAGAUGUCGAGGUUAUUACGGGGGAAAUAUAAAUAUAUAGAUUCUAUUAAAGAAAAAAAGUCGUAAAAAAGACAGAAGAGGAUUUUUUUAUCUGCACGUUUGUCCGCAAAGUUUGGGAAAAUUGAAGAGUUUCAUUCCUCCGAAGUGUUCGCUUUGACUCGUGAACGUUAAGUUUUAAAACACACUGAAUAAAAUCUACAUCAGUUUAAGUCUACGACAUCUUUAAGAACGUGUUCGCGUCUUUAUUUCACUGUUACACAGGAAACUGAAGUUUGAUAAGACGUGUGUGAUGUUAAAAUCACUGAUUUUCUCUAUGAGGUUUGGUGUGGGAGAGUGAGUGGUUUACAAACUUCAGUCUAACAGUGAGAUAAAGACGUCAUGUGAUGUAAAUAUCGUAAAAUGACGUAGUCUAAUAUAAAAAACGGGUCUAAUAUAAAAACCUUUUCAUACACAUUUAUUUUAAUGCGUUACAUUUAUGUGUGGAAAAAAAGCAGAGAUUUAUAUUUAAAAUUUUAAAAUAAAAAUAUUUUUUAGCUUUAUCCAGUUUUGAAUUUGAUAUCUCCAGAUUAUCAGACGUAUAUUUCUGGUGCUAAAUGUCAAGAUUAAAAUGAAAUAAACAGAAUUUUGAUUCAUUUAAUAAAAAAUUAAAAUUUGUCUCUCACUAACACACUAAAAAACUUCUAUGAAACAUAAUGUUAUUUUUAGUCAUUUGCUGACCUCUGGUGGUGACCAGUGGAAACUACAACAAGAACUUUAUUAUUAUUUCCAUCUGGAUCCAACCUCUCCAAAUAUCCUCAAGCAUAUAUACAUAUAUAUGUAUGCAUAUAUAUAUACAUAUAUAUAUAUGUAUAACUACAGACUGUUUUUAUCUCUGCGAUUUAUCGUAAACUUGUUCGAGGAAUGAAACUCGUCAGUCAAAGUCCGACUUUGCUCUUUUUUUUUUUCAUGGAUGAAUCAGGGCUUGUUGUAGUGAUGAUAUCACAACAGGAAGCAGGAAGUCCAGACCCACCGAGAGGUCAAAGGUUUGGUGUUUGAGAAUGUUUUAAAAACA
This is a messenger RNA of Solea solea (common sole), 6828 nucleotides long. Its product is annotated as disco-interacting protein 2 homolog C. The record is from RefSeq and is a predicted model, not a curated record. The coding region runs from base 197 to 5044 and encodes 1615 amino acids. The transcript has 38 exons. NCBI's taxonomy places the organism in Eukaryota, Metazoa, Chordata, Actinopteri, Pleuronectiformes, Soleidae.